AUAAUUUUUUUUUAAUCAACUAUCAACAGUAUGACGUUGUAUACAAGAAUGAGUUCUGUGACGUGUAUUGAUUACUCAACCGAUAUCGUUUCUAGGUUCAAACUUACACACCGCUUAAAAUAUUGCUUCAAAAAUUUAAGAUUUAGUAUUCAAAUAAAGUUUUUGUGCUUCAGUUUAACAUAAAGAUUUAAAUUAAGAUCAAAAUGAAAUCAUAUUUCUUACUUCUGUUGUUCAGUUCGUACAUAUUGAAUUUGGUUCAAUGUUUAUAUUUUCAUAUUGGCGAAACGGAACGAAAAUGCUUUAUAGAAGAAAUUCCUGAUGAAACUACCGUAGUUUCUCAUUACAAAGUAGAAUUAUUUGACGUAAGGACAGGGGGCUUUACACCACCUACACCAGGCAUUGGUAUGAAUGUUGAAGUAAAAGAUCCAGAUAUGAAAAUUAUUUUAUCCCGUGUAUACAGUUAUGAAGGAAAAAUUUCAUUUACGUCUCAUAUACCUGGUGAACAUAUUAUAUGUUUGUAUUCAAAUACAACUGCAUGGAUUGGAGGUACACAAUUGAGAGUUCAUUUGGAUAUUCAAGUCGGUGACCAGGCUAUUGAUUAUGCUCAAGUAGCCCAAAAAGAAAAGUUAUCAGACUUACAACUUAGAAUUAGACAAUUAGUUGAACAAGUUGAACAGAUUAUCAAAGAACAAAGCUACCAAAGAUUCCGCGAAGAAAGGUUUCGUCAAACAAGUGAAAGUACUCAUCAACGAGUGUUUUGGUGGUCCCUUACACAGUUAUUCAUAUUGUUAGUUAUGGGAUUCUGGCAAAUGAAACAUUUGAAAAGUUUCUUUGAAGCUAAGAAACUUGUUUAAAUAAAUACUUACUAUUUGAAUGUUGUAAAGAAAAUACAAUACUACCUUAAAAUGUAUUUUUGUACAUUUUGUACAUAAACAAAAAUUGUAUUCUCUAUUAUUAUUAUUAAUUCGUGA
Molecule: messenger RNA, 971 nt
Organism: Sipha flava (yellow sugarcane aphid)
Lineage: Eukaryota; Metazoa; Arthropoda; Insecta; Hemiptera; Aphididae
Gene: eca
Product: transmembrane emp24 domain-containing protein eca
Exons: 5
Coding region: 204-854 (216 amino acids)
Biological process (GO): intracellular protein transport; Golgi organization; endoplasmic reticulum to Golgi vesicle-mediated transport
Cellular component (GO): COPII-coated ER to Golgi transport vesicle; endoplasmic reticulum; Golgi apparatus
Source: RefSeq, a predicted model, not a curated record